AUGGCGAAAGACCUAGCCUUGACGUACCGGCUCUUGCCGUUGCUCUGCUCUCUUGUGUCCUUCAUCCUAGUCAUGUUAGCCAUCUUCGCGGGCUACUCUCCGGGUAUCUUAGAGGGCUACGACAUCUUACUAGUCAACAUCUCGGGUCUAAGGAAGGACCCUGUCAACAUGGCCACGGCUCUGACUUCCACACCAACCCGAACGAAUACUACCGACAACGUCAUAGACAACGACGUACAUAUCCCGGGCUUCUUCACGCUACACCUUCUCACCAUAUGUGAAGGCGACUUCACCGAGAACGGGAGCCGGGAAGUCUCGGGGUGUCAUCGCUUCUUCUCCAGCGAACCCACCAAAAUCUCCCUCCUAAACAACCACCUGCCCCGCACCCCCUUCGGCGACGACAGCAACAACAACACGCCUCUCAACACAUACCUCGGCAUCAGCGACCACCUCGCCGCGGCGCUAGACAACAUCACCACCUUCGCCCAAGCCGCCGCCGUACUGUGCAGCAUCGGCGUGACGCUCACAUGCCUCUCCUUCCUGCUGUCCAUCCCCUACUACCCCUUCCUCAACGACAAUAAAAACAAUAACAACAACAACGAUGACGUCGUGGCGCCGCCGCUCGUCUGGGCGAAUUUCGGUGUCACCGUCGGGUCCCUCUUCUUCCUUCUGCUGGGCGUCUUCGUGGCCAGUAUCGGGGCGGUGGCGUCGCGGGAUAGGGUGAAUGAUCUCGGGGAGGACGCCGGCGUGGGCGCCGUCAAUGGCACGCGGUGGGUGGUCUUGGCGUGGGUGGCGUUUGCGCUUAUGUUGGUGGUCUUGGCGACGUGGGUUUGGGAGGUGGUGAGGGUGUUGAGGAAGAGGAAGAAGGAGAAGAAGGGAGAGUUGGUUGGGGAGGAGGCGGAGACGGAGGCGGAGGCGGAGGCGGAGGGUGUUCCUCAUUCGCCCCCGGUGCCUCCGCCUUCGUUUGGUCGCCCUCCUCCUGCGCCCCCUUAUUAUAGACCUUCUUCCCGGGCGAGAAGGUCGAGUUCCCGCAGGAGGGAGGAGAUCGAGUAGCUCGAGCACGUCGUCGUAGAUACUAGUGAUUUAUGAGUUGGCGUGGUCGCCAGGCAAUCGGCGAGGAUGAGGCCUUGGAAGGCGAGGCAGUGGCCGCUUUAAAUCUUACAAAAGAGAAUACCUUAUUCGAGGCCAAAGGCC
Messenger RNA from Chaetomium strumarium, 1194 nucleotides. Its product is annotated as SUR7/PalI family-domain-containing protein. Gene Ontology annotation, cellular component: plasma membrane; cell cortex of cell tip. The record is from RefSeq and is a predicted model, not a curated record. The coding region runs from base 1 to 1053 and encodes 350 amino acids. Gene Ontology annotation, biological process: fungal-type cell wall organization. NCBI's taxonomy places the organism in Eukaryota, Fungi, Ascomycota, Sordariomycetes, Sordariales, Chaetomiaceae. The transcript is spliced from 3 exons.